AAGCACAGUCAUCCGAAUCACGACAGAAGUACAAAGAGACCUUCUCAAUAGACCCAGUGACCGGAAGUGUAUCUUUAAACCAGUGUUUAAACUAUGAAAGUAAUAGUUACUAUCAAUUCAUAGUUACAGCGAAGGACUCGGGGCCAGACGGGGGAUUGAACAGUACAGCUGAAUUCAUCAUUCGUGUUCAAGACGUCCAAGACAAACCACCGUUCUUUACUGGCAUACCAUACAGAGCAACUAUCAAGGAAAAUAUUGGCACGGGGAAAUCAAUCAUAGGACUGAAUGCUGAAGAUGGCGACCCAGGUGUCUCAAACAAAGUCAAUUACAGUAUAACAUACAGCAGCUGCGGAAAUGUUUUUAAUAUAGACAGUAUAUCAGGUGAUAUCACAACAGCGGGAAACAUUGAUAGGGACAAUGGGAUUGUCAAACAAGAGUCGGGGAAUUGCAUAAUCACUGUGAUUGCAAAGGAGAUUCAAAAAGUAGGCGAGAAACAAUACGGUAAGACAAAUGCUUCGACGAAUGUCACAGUUUUAGUUCAAGACAUUGACGAUAAUCCACCAUCUUUCAGUAAAAAAUCCUACAUUGCAACAGUAGCCGAAAACACACCAAGAGGUGUACCACUAUCACUGAAUACAACAAUAUCCGUUACUGACAUAGACCAGGCGAACAACGCAGAGAUGAAUAUAACACUCAAGUGCAUGAAUAAAUCAACAUGUGAAGACUUCAUUGUCUCACAAACGGCUGUUCAAGGAACUGGAGCCAUUUUAGUACUUGUCCAGGACACCAGUUUGUUGGAUUACGAAAAGCGCAAGCAUAUAAAGAUCACGGUUGUCGCAACAGAGACGGCAAAUAAAACUCAUAUCGCUGAAGCUGUUAUUAAUAUUGCUAUCUCAGACGUGAACGACAAUAAUCCGAAGUUUAACAAUACAUCAUAUACACUAUAUGUCAAAGAAAAUAGUCUAAAUGGAGCAAAGAUUACUCGAAUAACGGCAACAGACGCGGAUAUUUCUUCUAAAUACAACAGCCUGUCCUACUCGAUAUCCGGAGGAAAUGGAAGAUUUAAUGUUGAUACGAACACUGGGGACAUUCUAGUUGACUGUAGUGACUGCACUGCCGAACUUGACAGAGAGAAGCAAAAUGUUUAUUACAUGACCUAUACAGCUAAAGAUGUAGAUGGAAGGAGCGAUUCUGCAUCACUUGUUGUUCAGCUAUUAGAUGUCAAUGACAACACACCUGUCUUUUUAAGCUCGUCAUACAAAGUUAUUGCAGAUGAAAACGAUGAUAAAUAUGUGAGCAAAACACCUUUAAUUAAGGUUGAGGCACACGACAACGACAAAGAAGGUACAAACAACAGUGCAGUUGUGUAUGAUAUUGCAAACACUUCAGUAGCAAAUUUUGAGAAAAACUUAACAAUCAAACCUAACACCGGGGAAGUACAUCUUAAGUCUACGCUGGAUUAUGAAAAACUAGUUAAUUCGUCAGGUGUAAUAUACAUUACUGUCCAAGCUAAAGAUAAUGGAAAGCCUCGACGCAGUAGCAGUGUAACUGUUACCUUAAACGUUCAGGACAUGAAUGACAACAAACCGACGUUCAAACGCACCUUGUAUAAUGCCACAAUUAGAGAAGAUGCAACUUCAAAUGAAACGCAUUACACACUGGUGAAACAAGUUUUUGCUACCGACGAUGAUGGUACAGAGCGGAACAACGAACUAAAUUACAUUAUAAUAAGGGGUGGAUCAGAUAGAUUUACAAUCAAUGCAACCUCAGGAUGGGUCAGUGUCCAAUUAGGGGCAAGAUUUGACAGGGAAACUGAUUCGAACUAUAAUUUGACCAUUUUUGCAAUUGACCAGGGAUAUCCACCUAGAACUGGAACUACAACACUGUCUAUUGACGUUACUGAUGUAAACGAUGUAUUGCCAGAAUUCAGUGAAAAGGAAUAUUCUGCUUCAGUUAAAGAAAACGCUGGCUCUUUAUCGAUUGUGAAAAACUGCCCGGCUUCAGAUGAUGACUUAAAUGAUAUAUUAAAAUAUAGUAUAUCUAAUAUAACGGCAUCGGACGAGAAAGGAAUGAAGGUUAAUCAGUCACUAGUCUCUAAUUACUUUGACAUUUACCCUAAUAAUGGAACCGUAUAUGUCAAAAACAAACCGGACAGAGAGACGGCUGAAAAGAUCAUUUUGACAAUAAUGGUAGAAGAUACAAGAGCUUUUCAUCCAAAACCUCAAAAUGCAUCAGCCAAACUUACUAUCACACUAGAAGAUGUAAAUGAUAACAACCCAGAAUUCAAGAAUAAAUCGUAUUCAUUUAGUGUAGUAGAAAAUUCCCGAAAUGGAACUAUUCUAGGAACAUUAAAAGCAACAGACAAAGAUGUCAAUAGAACAAUAACGUACAAGAUGACGAAAAAUGGAGGCAGUACAAAUGGAUCUUUUAAGAUAGAUCCAAAUACAGGUGUUCUUUCAAAAACGGGAUAUUUGGAUAGAGAAACAAAUAGUAUGGCAUAUCUACAAGUCACUGCAACAGACAAUGGAAUUCCCCCGCGCAACAGAAGUAUUGGCGUUAACGUCACUGUGGACGAUUUUAAUGACAAUUCACCAGUGUUUGUAAAUUUUGCACGCAACGUUACUAUAAAAGAAGAUUCAACGAAUGGGACUGACGUUAUCACAGUAAAUGCAACUGAUAAAGAUGAGGGUCCGAACAAAGAUAUUACAUACACAAUGGAUGCAGAUUCUCAUUUUGAAAUUGAUAAAUCAUCAGGGAUUAUAACUGUAGUUCAAAGCCUUGAUCGAGAGACGAAAGAUACAUAUAAACUGCAUAUUAUAGCCAAAGAUAAUCCAGUUGAUCAGAAGGAACAGAAAAGCACAGACACAACCGUAACUGUUAACAUUGAUGACGUAAAUGAUAACUGUCCAAACUUUAAACGAGCCAAUUACAGUAAAAGGAUUCAAGAGGAUAUAGACGUUGACACUCUUGUAAUCAUUAUUACAGCGACUGAUAAAGACAAAGGAAAUAACUCUGUUAUCACGUAUGAGAUAGACGAUUCAUUAAACAGCCCUCUGUUUUCAAUCAUUGAAAUUACUGGUGGUAUCUAUGUAAAAUCCUCUCUUGCGAAUAAAGUAGGGAAUUACAAUCUGACGAUAAUAGCUUACGAUCAAGGUAUUCCACGGCUGAAUGGAACAGCAAACGUUGUGAUAGAAGUGACAGACGUAAACAGUCAUAAUCCAGUUAUAACAAAGAUCCCGAAUGGAAACGAAAUAAGUGUUUACGAGUGCGCAGAUAUUGGGACCGAAAUACACACUUUCAGUUAUACAGACAAAGACUUUUCCAAAGACAACAAUCAGGCGAACUUUAGUAUUAUAUCAGAGGGAAACAAAACCAUUGCAUUCAGUAUAACCCAGACCGGAGUUUUGAAAGUAAAAAGUAAAUUAGAUGUUAAUAAUCAGUCAAAGUAUACGUUCAGCAUACAAGCAACAGAUAAUGGAAGCCCGCAAUUAUCUUCGAGAGUAGUUCCGAUCACUGUACGAAUCUUAGACGUCAAUGACCAUUUACCAUCUUUCGACAAGGCUAAAGUUACUUGGUCAAAACCUGAAAAUACAACAUUUAUUGAGAAAAUUGGCACUGUGACGGCAUAUGAUAAAGACAGAGAUUCUAGAAUGUGUUAUAAAAUCAUUAAGUCAAACUGGACAGACUAUUUCAACAUCAGUGAGCACAAUGGAGAGAUAUUUUGUGUAAAGGAGCUUGAUCAUGAAGCUGUGACAUCUAUAUCAUUUAAGGUUAACGUGACGGAUUGUUCACUUGAAAAGAAUACUACAUAUUGUAACAAAAACAAAACGGCAGACAUUUUAAGAGCUCAAAGAGGUGUAAGAGAAACAAUAGAAGUUGUUGUUAAUGUGAAAGACAUUGAUGAUAGUCCUCCGGUGUUCAAGCAGAAAAAUUUAGCUACUGGCAUGCGGAGAAACACCGAAGCGGAUACUGAGUUAGAAUUAAAUUUAAGGAUGAUAUCUGAUAGUGAAGAUGAGUUUUUCAAGUCACUGGACAUUGACAACAUUUCUAAUACAGUAGUUAAUAAUGCAAUAUAUCAGACGGACAUUAGCAUGGUCGCUGAAAAUGACGCAGAGUAUGAACAAAAUGUUAUAAACUACUACAUUGCAACUUCUGAUUUAAGAUCCGUUGACAGUGAAGUACAUCCAACAAAUAAAAGCACGGUCGAUGAAAAGGCAACGGCUAUUGAUAACGCAGCAGCUAUGGUAGACGACAGUAAGGUAGUUGAAAUAGCGGAGGGACUGAUAGACAGUAUUUUUGUUGAAAACGCCACAGAAAACGCUGCAGAUCAGACGGACUAUAGCAUGGUCAUAGAAAUUGAAGCAGAUUAUGAUCAGAGUAUUAUAAAUUAUUAUACUAAGACUCAAAAUGCAAAAGAUAAGUGUUCUGUCGAUGAAAAUGCAGAAUAUCUGACGGAUAAUAGCGCGAUUAUUGAAAACGAAGCAGACUAUCAGGAAAGAGUUAUAAGUUACUAUAUUGCCACCCAAGAUACUGAUUGUGACAAAAAUGUCAUAAAUGUUGCAUCGAGAAAGCAAUGUAAUGACGAUGACAUGUGCAGAGGCCAAUCACCUAAACCCAAACGAAAAAAUUGGCGCAAAAAGCCUACUCGUAAAAAACUUAGGUAUAUUGACAAUGAAAAUACUACAGGAAGAAAGGACAACGUUGAUAGUGGAAGUGAAAGCGAAAAAUAUUCCUCUCAGCCAUUUUGUUGGACUUGGAAAAAGAAAGUCGUAUGA
Mercenaria mercenaria is the source of this 4775-nucleotide messenger RNA. RefSeq names its product protocadherin Fat 4-like. The transcript has 21 exons. NCBI's taxonomy places the organism in Eukaryota, Metazoa, Mollusca, Bivalvia, Venerida, Veneridae. The record is from RefSeq and is a predicted model, not a curated record. Gene Ontology annotation, biological process: homophilic cell-cell adhesion. Gene Ontology annotation, molecular function: calcium ion binding; cadherin binding. Gene Ontology annotation, cellular component: plasma membrane; catenin complex. The coding region runs from base 681 to 4775 and encodes 1364 amino acids.